This is a messenger RNA of Silurus meridionalis, 1086 nucleotides long. RefSeq names its product fat storage inducing transmembrane protein 2 (gene fitm2). Bases 82 to 849 code for a protein of 255 amino acids. The transcript has 2 exons. NCBI's taxonomy places the organism in Eukaryota, Metazoa, Chordata, Actinopteri, Siluriformes, Siluridae. Gene Ontology annotation, cellular component: endoplasmic reticulum membrane. The record is from RefSeq and is a predicted model, not a curated record. Gene Ontology annotation, biological process: lipid storage; phospholipid biosynthetic process; lipid droplet organization.
ACCCGGAAGUGACCCAUUCAUGAUCUUUCUUGUCAUUGAUCUUGAAGCUGAUUUGAAUUCUGUCUCUCGCGUUAGGACACAAUGUCUGCGUUAAGCGGUGUCGUGAAGAAAUCGCUUCCUUUCCUGGAAUUUAAUGUCAGAUUUGCCCGGAAAUAUUUGCCGUUGUUAUUCUUUGCUGUUUCACUUGGAGGCUCGCUAUUGAAAGAACUGGACGUUGUGCCGAACACAUACUUCAGCAACAGGAGGAACCUUUUCAACGUAUAUUUUGUAAAAUUCUCCUGGGGAUGGAACCUGCUUUUGUUGCUCCCAUUUAUAUAUCUGUCCAACUCCUACAACAAAAACCUCACCUUUGCAUUUCAACGUCUCGCAUCCCUUGUGGUUGCCACAGCCAUAUGGUAUUCCUGCACUGAGAUAUUCUUCUACAUUGAAAAUGUCACAGGGGCAUGCUACGACAACACGCAAACCAUCCAGGACGGUUUGAGCACCAAGUCUGAGUGCAAAACGGCCGGCUUCUUUUGGGAAGGUUUCGACAUAUCAGGCCACUGCUUCAUAUUAUCUUACUCGACACUCCUAAUCAUGGAAGAAAUGGUUCCCAUGUUACACCUUGUCCAACACUACAAAAAUAGACCCACCUUUCUUGAUGCUUUGUACCUCGCACUCAACGCCAUUGCAGUUAUUUGGGUUUGGAUGUUUGCCUGCACUUCGGUGUACUUCCACAACAUGAUCCAGAAGUUCCUCGGGACGUCGCUUGGUGUACUGAGCUGGUAUUUGACCUAUAAGUUUUGGUACAUGAAACCUUUUUCACCAGGACUCCCACCUUACCAGAGCGACCAUAAACAACAUGUUUAAACUGAAAAGUUUACAACAACUUGCCAUUCAGUGUGAAGCCUCCAACCUUUUGACCAGGGUUAUAUUUGUAUGGUGCACUACAUGUCAAAUUUUUUCAAAGGUCCCUUCUGACCAAGGGAUUUGUGUGCUUGUUUGGCAGCUGGUGUCCCAAAACUGACUCUGUAACCAGAGAGUGCCUGCAAAGUCUAAAGUAUAUUGUUGCCUUUUAAAAUGUGACCACAAUAGGGAAGUGUGUGU